Symbiodinium sp. CCMP2456 is the source of this 155-nucleotide messenger RNA. NCBI's taxonomy places the organism in Eukaryota, Dinophyceae, Suessiales, Symbiodiniaceae. The record is from the annotation of a GenBank genome assembly.
AUGCCCCAGCGGCGCCACGGUGUCGCCGCCGCAGCCCUUGAGGGGCAGCUCUGGGUUUGCGGAGGUAGCUAUGGGCGGCAGGAUGUCCGCACUGUGGAAGUCUACGACGUGGACACAUUUGCUUGGGUUCAGAUGCCCUGCUGCAAUUUGCACAA